GCAGCUUUGAGCAAGAGGGCUGUCUGAGGAGAUCUGUCAUAUUCAUGCACACAGAUGGAGCGUGACAAGGGAAUACAGAUGACUGGAGUGUUGGAUAAUCUUUACAAACGAGUAGACAGUAUGUGAUAAGGGACACUUGGACAGUGUGGAGAUGUACGCCUUCUACUCCCUUUUAGUCUACAUCUUCUACACUGUCUUUAAAAAGGAGGAGGAGGAGGCCUUGGAGGGGGCGUGUGGAGCUUCUUCAGACGAGCCAGGACCUGUUUCCAUGGAAACAGGGAGCAGGAGAAGAGAUGGCCACACCCCCAAAAUGGGAAAAAAGGCCUCUGUUCAGCAUGGGGAAUCAAGCAGCAGCAGUGACAGUGAUGAGAUGUCUCCAAGUGAUGAAGCUGAUGAAGAUGGCCCUGAUAUCCCAGCAUGCACUCCCUUGGCUGCCUUUUUGUCCUUCAAGCAGGAGGCUGAGAGGAGGAGGUCCUCGCAAGUUCAGCUGGACACGACAGGAAAGCUCUCUGAGUCUCCCCUGGUGGCAGUCAUGUCCCACUUGCUCAGUUUUCUGGAGCAGUACUCGCACUUUCAGCAGCUGCAGCAGCAGGCCGAACAGUACCGCGUCCAGCUGAAGAGGCACCGCGUCCAGCACCGCCGUCAGAUGAAGGCCCUGCGAGCAUCCUACCGCCAGCGCCUCAGGGACAAAAACAGCAUCAUCAGCAGCCUGGAGGAGGCCAUCAGUCAGCAGCAAAGUCCCAGUCCUAUGAGCGAGGGUGAGUCCAGCAGUGAUGGAGGGGCUGGAGUUCACAGGCUGGUGGAGUCUCUGUACGGUCUUCAGGGUGAGCGUAGCAAGCUGAGGGGAGAACUACGCCUGCUGCACUCACAGCUGGAACAGCAGAACAAAGACAGACAUUCUCGCAUACAGGCCUUUCAACUGCAGAUUGAUGAGCUCAAGACUUGCAUUGAGGAGCGUGAGGAGGAGCUGACCAGACUGAGAACAGCCACCGGGGCCACAGACUCUGAGAAGCGGGUGUUGUGUCUGACAGCAGAGAACGAGAGUUUGAAACAGAGUCUGAGUGUGACUCAGGGCCUCCUCCAGCAGCUGUCAGCCAUUCCAUCUCAGUCCAGCAGCAUGCUCAUCAAGGAGAAUGAAAACCUCCGCUGCAGAGUGCAGCAGCUAGAGAUGUCUCUGCAACAGCGCGCUGAGCAGCUCACACAUCUGGAGAGACAGAGUGAGCAGAGCGAGUGGAGAAGAGGAGAGGAGCUGAGGAAACGAGAGGAGCGAGUUAGAGAGCUGCAGCUGGAGUUAGACAGAGAGAGAGGGAAGGAGCCUGUGGUGAAGUAUGUCACCAAGACAGUGGAAGUGGAAUCACCAGCCACGUUAAAACACCUGACUAAAGCCAGACAGAGGAAUGAACUGCUGUCUGAAAAGCUGGCCAAUCAGAACGAACGGUGUAAACAGCUGGAGGAACAAAUCAGGAAGUCAGACGAAUACAGCUGUAACCUCCAGCACAAGAUUGCAGCGUAUGAAAGAGAAAUCAGCACACUGAGAGAGGAGCUGCUGAAAGAGAUCAGACACCUGGAGGAGAAAAAGGAGGAGGCUGUGAAGGCUGCUGCCAACUGCUCGGCCGAGCACUUCCAGGACCUGCAGGAACAGUUCUUCUCCUUGCAGAAGCGCCUGACAGCACUUCCUCCAACCCUACGCUCCAUGAAGACAGAUUACACCAGCCUGAGGAGCCAGAUUAGAAACUUCUCAGAGUUUUAUGGUUCAGCUAUAAAUGAAGCAAAAAAACAGAUUUCAGCCGUCAUAAGUGAGAUGUCUGAAGCCAACAAAGAUCUCCUGGAGAAAUACAGGAAGGAAGUUGCACUACGCAGAAAGUACCAUGAGCAGCUGGUGGAGCUCAAAGGAAACAUCCGCGUGCUAUGUCGUGUGAAGCCUGUGCUGAAGGAGGAUCAACGUGAGGAGGGUCAGUCAGUGGUGGUGACAACAGACCCCAACAAUGAAUCCUCACUCAGCAUACUAAACAAAGGAAAGGGUCGCAUCUUUGAGCUAGACAAGGUGUUCCAUCCCCAGGCCACACAGGAGGAGGUCUUUCAGGAGAUUGAACCUCUAGUGACUUCUUGUAUUGAUGGUUACCAUGUCUGCAUAUUUGCCUAUGGACAGACUGGCUCUGGAAAGACAUACACCAUGGAGGGCAGUGUUGAAAACCCUGGCAUCAACCAGCGAGCCCUGAAGCAACUCUUCAAUGUGAUCGAGGAGAGGAAGGACAUGUGGUCUUACACUGUCACUGUCAGCUCCGUGGAAAUCUACAACGAGGUGCUAAGAGACCUGCUGAGUAAGGAUGGAGAAAAACUGGACAUAAAGAUCAACCCGGACGGAACUGGACAGCUUCAUGUUCCGGGCCUCAGGGUCAUUGAGGUUAAAAGCUUCCAGCACAUUAAAAAGAUUUUAGCCCAAGCCAGAAGAAACAGGAUCACCUUUGGUACUCAGAUGAAUCAGCACAGCUCCCGCUCCCACGCUCUGCUCUGUAUCACUGUUCAGGGUACCGACCUUGCAUCUGGGUCCAAAACCACCGGUAAGCUGAACCUGGUGGACCUGGCUGGCUCUGAGCGGGUCUGGAAGUCUGGAGCUGAGGGAGAGAGGCUGAAGGAGGCCCAGAAUAUAAACCGCUCCCUGCUGGCACUGGGGGACGUCAUUCAAGCACUGAGAGCUCGGCAGACUCACAUCCCAUUCAGGAACUCCCGGCUCACAUACUUAUUACAAGACUCCCUGGGAAAAGGCAGCAAGACUGUCAUGGUGGUGCAGGUGUCUGCUCUGGAGAGUAAUGUGGGAGAGACAUUGUGCUCACUGAAGUUCGCCCAGAGGGUGUGUAAAGUGGAGCUGGGUCCUGCAGCGAGAAAGAUCGAAUCUGGAGGAGGACAGUGUGACUGAAUCAGACGUUUUUGUUCCCAGGAAACCAUGAAUCCUUCAGGCCUUUUAUUAGACUCCUUUACUUACAAAUCACAACACUACAGUAAAAAAUGGACAGUAAUCCUUCUCAAGGGCUAAAUCUGCAGAGGACAGGUCCUAAUUUUUAGUCUAGGUCAAGUAUUAAGAAAAAUUGGCCUCCUCCUUGCCAUCUGAUGCUUCUAACAACCCUUUAUCAUUAGAUAAUCUGCAUGCAGGAGGAUUUAUUCUUCCACUCUGAGUGCCAAAACAUCCUCCAGCUCCCGCCGUUUAGGAUUUGAUGCUUCCUGGAACUAUAAAAUCUCAGUUUCCUUUGAUGAAAUACCAACAUCAGGAGUCUUUUCAGCCUUUGUAGGCUUUUUAUCUUGCAGUAUUUACAAACUUUUGUUCAGACAGGUUGAACAAGCUUCCAGAGCGACAAUAAUACCAACACUUGACUAUUUGCAGUAUUGAAUCAUGUUGCUUUAAAUGUCUGUUGUUUGUGAGCUUCAUCUCCAGUGCUGUAUAUUUUUGAAGGCUGUCGUGUGUAGGGGAGUGUUUUGUGGAGAAGUACAGGCUAUUAUCCAUUACAAUGACACUUUAGUCACAUAAUUGUGUAGUUUUUGUGAACAGGAAAAGAGCAGUGAUUUAAUGCUUUUAGUUUCUCUUUAGAGCCUCAAUAAUUUGCCUUUCAGAGGGAAGAGAAAAGCUGCAGAAAGGAUCAGCUGGCCUUUAAGUGGAAAUUUAAUAAAAAGUGCAAUAUCCUUCAAAAGAGGAGACACUUUGGGCCUACGUGGACAAAAGAUGCACUUUAUGGUGAAAGGAGGGUUUGAGAUGAAACAGGCGUCAAAGUGCUUGCAAUAGAUUAUAUCACUAGUGAAUGUCAUACCAAAAUGCAGUGUAUUGUUAUCUGUUUAUCAUUGUUCCUCUACUUAUUAACCUGUGGAUCAAAACAAGCUUUUGAUUCAAGUGUAGCAAGACAUUAAUGUUGAAGUUCAAA
Molecule: messenger RNA, 3911 nt
Organism: Cheilinus undulatus (humphead wrasse)
Lineage: Eukaryota; Metazoa; Chordata; Actinopteri; Labriformes; Labridae
Product: kinesin-like protein KIFC3
Exons: 20
Coding region: 152-2917 (921 amino acids)
Biological process (GO): microtubule-based movement
Molecular function (GO): microtubule binding; ATP binding; microtubule motor activity
Source: RefSeq, a predicted model, not a curated record